This is a messenger RNA of Paramecium sonneborni, 1638 nucleotides long. The record is from the annotation of a GenBank genome assembly. NCBI's taxonomy places the organism in Eukaryota, Ciliophora, Oligohymenophorea, Peniculida, Parameciidae.
AUGAAUUAAAGAUGUAAUAAGAUUGGACAUGAUAAAAAACUUAUAGAAUAUAUAUGUGUACAAUAAAAACCUAUUCAAUGGGCUUGUGAAAAAUGUUACAAAGAAAAUAAGUAGUAGUCAAAAUACUAAUCAAUUUAACAAUUUUAGGAAUGUGUAUAAUAAGCGAAAUAAAUAAUAAUUGAAUAAACAGAAAAUGAAAGAAUAGAGUAGAUGAAACUUGAGUUUGACACUUUGUUAUAGAAAAUAAAAGAAUUAUUGGAAUUCUAUUUGGUUGGAUUAGAAUAUUAGAUGAAUAAUUUAUAUGAAGAUUUAAGUAAGAUGAUUCAAUUCGUAAAUAAUUUAAGUACUAAAUUUUUAGAAUCUCCUAAUCCAGAUCAUUAUUAAUACUUAGAAAUUGUAUCAAAAUAAAUUGUGAGUUAGAAAUUUGAUUAAUUUUCAAUGUAAACUAAUUAGUAUAUACACAAAUUAAGUAUGAUGAGAAUGGAUUUGAAUGAGUAAGUUGAGUUUUUAUCUGAAUCUAUAUUUAAGAGUCAUUUGGAAACUCUAAUUAAAAAAUAUGAUUUACCUUAUGAAUUUAUAAAGUAAAUAGAAUUAAUAUAAACACCGAAACAAUAUUGUUAGGAUGAAAGCAAUAAUUCUUAAUAUGUUCUUAAAGAUAAUAUUGAGGGAAAUAUUUGUUAUAUUGGAUAAAUAGAAAAUGAUGAAUUUAAUGGGAAUGGAUUACUAUUUGUAGAGAAUAAAGGAAUGGCAUAUUAUGGAACUUUUAUAAAGGGAUUAUUUUGUUAAGGAAUAGCAUUGAAUUUAAAGAGUAAGGAAGUAUUAUAAGGGGAGUUUGAGUUUUUAGAUCUAUUUUGUUAUAGGAUUUUAAAUUAUGGAAUAUAUAUGAAUUCUGAUUGUGAAAGGUAAUAAAAAUAUAUUGAGAAUAGAUAUGAAGGUGAAUUUAAAGAAGGAGUAUUUGAUGGAUAUGGUUAAUUUAAGUAUAAGAAUGGUGAUUAGUAAUAAUUUCUAAUUAUGUCUAAUAGAUAUAAAGGAUAUUGGAAGGAUGGAAAAUGUUAUGGAGAUGGUGAACUUUGCAAUGAAGAAUUUGGAUAGUAAUUAAUUAUAAUAAUAAGAUAAGGAUUACGGGGAAAUUUGAGAAUGGAAAAUUAAAUGGUUAAGGAUAAUUAAAUGGUUUAACUAAAAAGUAUAUAUAUAGUAUUUAAUUAGAUAUUAUGGUGAAUUUAAAAAUAAUGAAAUUGAUGGGGAAGGUACAUUAGAAGAUCUUGAAAAUAAAACUAAAUAUGUUGGUUAAUUUAAGAGAGGAUUGAAAAAUGGUGUAGGAACAUUAACUUUUUAAGAUAAUAGAAAGUAUUUUAUAUUAUCUUAGUGUUUUCAAGAAUUGAAGGUAAUUUCUUUAAUAAUGAACCUUCUGGAAAAUGCAAAGAAACAAUUACUAAAAAGUUUGUUGAGAAUAUGAAAUAAACUAUUGAAGUAACAGUAGAAAUAGGUGAAUAUAUUAAUGGAUUGAAAUGUGGAUAAUUUGAUUGUGAAAUUAAAUGCAAUGAUAAAACUAUUUAGUAAAUAAUAAUAACUAUAACAUUUAGAAAAAUUAAGUAUUAUGAUUAAGGAACUAUGAUAUUUGAAGACAUUAUAACAUGA